CGUGUCCCACCUGCCCUCAGCUUCCUCUCCUCCCAGUUCCUGGAGCCAUCUAACAGGAGGAGAGAGAAACACAGCUGGGAGGUGAUGUGUGGGAUGAUGAUUGGAAGAGCAAGUUGGUAGCAGGACAAGGUAUGAAUCAGGUGACGGGACAGACAGCGUCACCCCUUGUGGUCCCUGCCUCUGACCUUCCUUGGCCCACACUUUCGGGAUCAUGCUUCCUGGAGGCAGGUUUUCCCCAAGUGUCAUCACCAAGUAUGACAAAGUGUAAGACUAGGAGAACUAGAUCCCAUGGGACUGGCUCCCUGAGAGCCUCCCACUUGGGCUGGCUCCAAGGGCCCUGUCCUAGUCCCUGAGGGUCAAGCUCACCAUACUCCUAAACCCUAGAGGCCUGAUCCCUUUGCCCUUGGCCAGAGGUCAUUAUUCUGGAUUUUAGUCUGUCUCGUUCCUCUCCUCAUGUCAAACCAUCAGGCCUCCUUGAACCAUUUUUCUGCCUUAAAAAGAGCCUCUGGACUUUAUAGUCUCUCCCUGCUCAGAGAAAUGCGAAGCAGGUAAGAGACAGCUCUUGGAAAGAAAGGCGCUGUCAGCUCAAACUCAGUACCAUAAUUGUUCUGUCAGUAAUCAUCAUUCUGGGCCAGGCUUCCUGUGUAGAGUGGGCUCAAGACUCCCAGAGUUUGAAGAACAACUUUGCCAAUGGUGAGCUUAUUGCCUUAGUCUCGAUGCAGCAGAGGUGUGGAUGGGAGACGGGGGAGUGGCCACAGCCUCCCUCCCACUUAGUUCUGCUUUUGAUGCUUCUGAUAAGGACCUCCUGGGCCUUCAGCAUCCCUCAGUUGAGACGUGGGAGGAGAUUUGAGUGAGUGGGGCACUCAGUCCUCAUGUCAGGGGGCUGUGCCUGGAGUCCCGAUGCCCUCACCAGGAUGGCUGAGGGGGCCAGCUGGAAGCCCACAGAAGGCAGUAACUCCAUCAAAGGGCCAGCCCCAGGGAAUGGUACUCCUGGCCCAGAGGGGAGGGGGUGGGGUGAGAUGGGUGUUGGAGCCCCCCUGGCCCCGUUUCCUGUUGAGGAGGCAGGGGAAGGGUUAACUCCCUGCAGCGUGGGAGUGGGCCGCCGGCACAGGCUCCUUUGGGAUCUGCAUCUUCUGGGAACUGGCAGCAGGCAGGUUUCCCACCUCUGAAGGUGCCACCGGCUGCCCAGCCAGCAGGAAGGGGUUAACAUGCCCUGCGCGUCCUCCUGUGUCCUGUUACUGCUGAGGCAGACCUGCCCGGCCAGCUGAGCAACUUUCCUGCGAGUGCUGAGUGCUGCCUGCCGAGAAGGCAGGCCGGCCAGAGGAAGAGCUGCAGCCUGUUCUGGGACCCCGCGGCCGCCCUUCCGAGGGUGUUUGCGCCUCACAGGAGAGGGCGGGUCUCCAGGACGAGGGUUCGUGGUGGAUGGCUCUUGGGACGCCCCCAAGUCUGUGCCGUCCUCCUGCCGCGCAGGUCGGAGGGUCACUGCAGAGGCUGCUCAGGGUCCCGGGGCUGGGGCCAAGGGAGCCUGCACCGGAGACCCAUGUGGAACCCAGAGACACAGUUGCCCUGCUGAGAGCACCGCGGCCCAUCCUUGCAGACUGUGAUCUCACAACGGUGGCCCUCGGCCCUCCACCUCCGGCUGGGGCGGGGGCCGCCCAUCUCCAAGUCCCCAGCCAUGACGACCUCAGCACUGCGGCGCCAGGUAAAGAACAUCGUGCACAACUACUCUGAGGCAGAGGUCAAGGUCCGCGAGGCCACCAGCAAUGACCCGUGGGGCCCGCCCAGCUCGCUCAUGUCGGAGAUUGCUGACCUGACUUUCAACACAGUGGCCUUCGCCGAGGUCAUGGGCAUGCUGUGGCGGCGGCUCAAUGACAGCGGCAAGAACUGGCGGCACGUGUACAAGGCGCUGACGCUGCUGGACUACCUGCUCAAGACGGGCUCCGAGCGGGUGGCCCACCAGUGCCGCGAGAACCUCUACACCAUCCAGACACUCAAGGACUUCCAGUACAUCGACCGCGACGGCAAGGACCAGGGCGUCAACGUGCGUGAGAAGGUCAAGCAGGUGAUGGCUCUGCUCAAGGACGAGGAGCGCCUGCGGCAGGAGCGGACCCACGCCCUCAAGACCAAGGAGCGCAUGGCGCUGGAGGGCACGGGCAUCGGCAGCGGGCAGCUGGGCUUCAGCCGCCGCCAUGGCGAUGACUACGGCCGCUCACGCAGUUCCCCUUCCUCCUACAACUCCUCCUCCUCAUCCCCCCGCUACACCUCCGACCUGGAGCAGGCCCGGCCCCAGACGUCAGGAGAAGAGGAGCUGCAGCUGCAGCUGGCCCUGGCCAUGAGCCGUGAGGAGGCCGAGAAGCCAGUCCCCCCAGCCUCCCACAGGGAUGAGGACCUGCAGCUGCAGCUGGCUCUGCGCCUGAGCCAGCAGGAGCAUGAGAAGGAGGUGAGGUCCUGGCGGGGAGAUGACUCCCCGACGGCCAAUGGUGCUGAGGCCGCAGCCCGCUGUUGGCAGGACAGAGAGCCCGCAAGAGAAGAGAGGAAGGAAGAGAAGCUGAAAACCAGCCAGUCCUCCAUCCUGGACUUGGCGGACAUCUUCACAGCCGCCCCGGUCCCGCCCUCCACACACUGCUCUGCUGACCCAUGGGACAUCCCAGGUCUCAGGCCAAGCACAGAACCCAGUGGCUCCUCCUGGGGGCCUUCUGCAGACCCCUGGUCUCCCAUCCCCUCGGGAAGUGCCCUGUCCCGAAGCCAGCCCUGGGACUUGCCCCCUGUGCUCUCCUCCUCUGAACCCUGGGGCCGGACCCCAGUGCUGCCUGCUGGACUGCCCAGCACAGACCCCUGGGCACAGAAGUCCCCCCACCACAAACUUCCCAACACUGGCGCUGACCCUUGGGGGCCUUCGGUGGAGACCUCCAACAAACCUGGGCUGCUUGAAUGGAAAGGGGUCAGUCCAGUGCCUAGCCUUUUCGCCAGGCCAUCUCAUCUGCCUCUUCCUCCUUCACUAGCUCUUGGUGGUACCUCGACCUUUGACCCAUUUGCCAAACCUCCAGAAUCCACAGAGACCAAGGAAGGGCUAGAGCAUGCCCAGGCCCUGCCCUCUGGGAAGCCCAGCAGCCCUGUGGAGCUGGACCUGUUUGGAGACCCCAUCCCCAGUUCCAAGCAAAAUGGCACAAAGGAGCCAGAUGCCUUUGACCUGGGUGCACUGGAGGAAGCGCUAGCCCAGCCCAGUAAGGAGGCCCGAGCUUGCCGGACUCCUGAGUCUUUCCUGGGCCCCUCAGCCUCUUCUCUGGUCAACCUAGACUCAUUAGUCAAGGUGCCCCAGGCUGCAAAGACCCGGAACCCCUUCCUGACAGGACUCAGCGCUCCGUCCCCCACCAACCCGUUCGGCGGGGGCGAGCAGGGCAGGCCGACCCUGAACCAGAUGCGCAGCGGGUCGCCGGCGCUGGGCCUGGCGUCGGGCGGGCCAGUCGGGGCGCCCUCGGGCUCCAUGACCUACAGCGCCUCCCUGCCCCUCCCGCUCAGCAGCGUGCCAGCCGGCGUGACCCUCCCCGCCUCGGUCAGCGUCUUCCCGCAGGCCGGCGCCUUCACGCCACCGCCCGCGAGCCUGCAGCAGCCGCUGCUGCCCACGUCGGGGUCGGCGGGGCCACUCCACCCGCCCCCGCAGGCCAGCACCAACCCCUUCCUCUGAGCGCCUCCGCCCCGGCCGGCCGGCGCAUGCGCGCGAGCCCCGCCCCCACGGCGCGGACCGGCGCGGGGCGGGGCUGCCACUCCAGGACUGGUACCCGGAGCUCCGACCGGCAGAGAUCCCGCUCCCGCCCCGAGGCCUGCAAAGAUGCUGCUCCGGGCCUCCGCAGACCUUUGCCGCUCCAGGAGCUAGAGACGGACGACCUCCCAGGGACCGAGACCACGCCCCGUAAUAAAGACUGGAACCACGUCCUCAGCUCUCACCAGGAGGACUUUUUGCGUGGCCCCGGGGCGUGGCGGCCGGGUCUGGACCCCAACGCGAGUCACCUGCUGCUGUGGAAACAACUGCUUCAUAGUGCGGGGCACACCAAAUGCUCCCACUUUCCGUACAGCCCCCUCUGCCUGGCGCUUUCGCUUCCCGAUGCUCCCCAGGCUCUUACUCAUUCGAUCAUUUCAUUCAUCACACAGGGCCCUGGAGAUGAUACAAUAGCAAGGAACAGUGGGCGGUUGUUCCCAUUUAUUGCACACUCGUCACGUGCUAAGCACUUUAGGAACAUUAUUUCAUUUAAUCCUUGCAACAACCCUCUGAGGUAGAUAAUAAUAUUACUCCCAUUCAAGACUGGCUACAGAAUUUGUGGGGUCCAGUGCAUAAUGAAAAUGCAGGGGCCCUUGUUAAAUUUGCGUUAAGAAUUUCAAAAUGGGGGCACCAGAGCAUUAAACCAAGCGCAAAGCCUCGGCCCUGCUCCCAUUUUAUAGGUGAGGAAACUGAGGUUUGGAGAGGUUAAGCAGGGCAUGCUCGAAGUCACAAAGUUAGCACAGUGUGGGGCUGGGAUUCAGAGUCAGACAGUCUGGCUCCACAGCCCCGAGCUCCCGGGCUGGGCCCCAGAUUUAAUUAGCAAAUACUGACUGGCUGCUGUGGAUGAAUUCCUGGGCUUGCCUUGGAGGGAUCCAAGAAUUGCUAAGCCCACAGCCUCCAGGAGCUCAGAACUCAGUGGGGCAGGCAAGUCAGGUCCAGGAGCCCCCACGCUCCUUUGUUUUACUGAGUCACCUCAAAUCUGGCUCGACCUCUCUCUUCUCCUUCACCAGGGCUGGGAAGAAACCCAAUCUUAGCCAUGAAGAGGGAGCCUGACCCCACCUGGGGGUUUAUGUGGACUCUGGGAAACCAAGGGGAGGGGCAGGGCCUGGUACUUCAUCCUGUGGGCCACCAUAGUCACCCCUAUUCCUUUUCUACUCAAUGCUUUCCGGCCACUGGACCACUGGACACUGAUAUGUCCUCAAUGCUCAGGGUCUGGCCUUGCAGGCAGCCUGCUGCCAGCCCCCACCCCUUUUCAGGGCGCUGGGGGGAAAUGGCCUUCCAGUGGUCAGAAACACCAAAGUUGGCUGGGAGGAUGCAAUGCCGCUCUCCUUCCUAAGAUGGGGGUGGGGAAAGGAGCUGCUUUUCUUUUCUCUGGAGGGAGGGAGUCCCACCUUGGCUGUUCCAGUCAGGAUGGACAAGAGCACUUAGGAGUCAGAUCGACAGGGCUCAAAACUCUGCUCCCAGGUUUGCAGUUAGUAAUAAUCACUUAGUAAUAAGUGGUUAUGCUCGCUGACCUUGAGUAAAUUACUUAACCUAUGA
Molecule: messenger RNA, 5296 nt
Organism: Equus caballus (horse)
Lineage: Eukaryota; Metazoa; Chordata; Mammalia; Perissodactyla; Equidae
Gene: EPN3
Product: epsin 3
Biological process (GO): endocytosis
Cellular component (GO): plasma membrane; endosome; clathrin vesicle coat
Molecular function (GO): clathrin binding; phospholipid binding
Source: RefSeq, a predicted model, not a curated record